Molecule: messenger RNA, 2417 nt
Organism: Nicotiana tabacum (common tobacco)
Lineage: Eukaryota; Viridiplantae; Streptophyta; Magnoliopsida; Solanales; Solanaceae
Product: protein NLP3-like
Molecular function (GO): protein binding; DNA-binding transcription factor activity
Source: RefSeq, a predicted model, not a curated record
GAAAGAAAAAGAAGUCAUUUGAUUUCAAGAAUGGAGAGUGUGUUCAGUGAACAAGCCUGGUCCCGCCAACCCAAUGGUAUAUGGGUUUUUUGGAGUGAACGUGAUGAUGUAGAGCAGCUUCAGAAUCACUUCUCCUUCACUGCAGAUGUUGUUACUAAACGCAUGGCAAUCAAGGAAAGAGUUAAGAUUGCACUACAACAUGUAGAGAAAUUAUCCUGCAAUUAUCUUAUUCAAUACUGGGCUAGUAUUGUAAUUGAUGGCCAAACUUUCCUAACAACUUCAGAUCAGCCUUUUGGUCUUACCAGACUUGAAUACGGACUAUGUUCGUACAGGAAGAAGUGCCUGAGCCAUGCAAUUCCUGUUGAGCUGAAGAAUGGUACCCAAUGUGAAAAUGACUUUGGUCCCCCCGGGCGUGUGUUCAAACAUAGGUUGCCUGAACUGUGUACAGACGUGAAGAAUUACAGCCAACAAGAGUUCCCUUUACGGGAUGAUGCUGUAGCCUGGGGCAUACAAUGGUGCUAUACUGUCCCUGUCUUUGAUUCAUCUCGAGACACCUUUGUCGGGGUCCUUGAGUUGGUCACCAGUCACCAAACAAACAAAUGGAUAUUUCAAAACUCUGUCUUGCCCAUUUUCAAGAUGCUCCAGGUGGUGGAUUUGAAAUCUCCGGAUUCAUAUUGUCCGCUUAAUUUGAAAGUUUUGGAUGACCGGCAAUGUGCUCUUGGUGGAUUAUACAAGGCAAUCGAAGUGGUAUGUCAAAAACAUCAAUUUCUCUUUGCUCAGAUUUGGGUCAGUGUUGCUGAUUCAUGGUGCACGGGAAAAGCUAUCACUGUUAGACAACGACACAUUGCAAUCAAUGAUAACCAAAACUUAAGUUUAUUCAAAUAUGCAAGUGGUCUUCAGUACAUAUUAGAAGGAUACGGUGUUGUAGGCAGGGCUUUCUCAUCAAAAUCUUCAUGCUUUUGCCGAGAUGUAACACAGUUGAGCAUAAUAGAAUACCCCUUGGUAACUUGUGCUCGCGAAGCUGGUUUAACUGGUUGUUUUGCAAUCUGUUUAAGUGCUCUGGGUAAUGAUGAUAAUAUUUACAUACUAGAGUUCUUCUUGCCCCCAAAUGAGCUUCUGCAUAGGAAUCUACAAGACUUCGUGAAGUUGGUUUUGGACACGGUGAAACAACAGUUGCACCGCUUUAAGGUUGCAGUUGGACAUGAUUUUGGAGAGAAGUUACCUGUUGAAGUCAUCAAGAUUUCUUCUGACGAUGAACUUGAUUCUUUUGAUAUCUGUCAAACUACUAAAGAACUGCAUAAUGUUGAGCCAUUGCCAAAUGGAGGAGAGUUGAUGUUGCUUGACACACCAAAUCAGCAGUCUUUUUCUUCCGAAACAAAUCAGCAACUGAGUUUGGAUAUUGAUGAGAUAAAUGCUGCAAGGGAUAGCAUAGCUGUAAGUGAAGAACUGUGCAAUUCCGCUGGAUCUUCAACUAGCGCUGAAACCUCACAAAACAAAGAAAGAAAACUGCAGCUGGAAUUAUCAACACGACAGGCAAAGCAGGGAGCAAAUGCUGUGAACAAAAGAAAAAACGGUAAACGGACAUUAACCUCUGAGUCAGAGAUUCAGAAAGAAAGAGAGAGGAUAGAACGAGAUCAUAACAUCAACCUCAAAAAAAUUGAAGACCGCUCGUCAAUGACUCAAGAUGCUGCUGCCGAUGAUUUGGGAGUUGGCAAAUCAACACUGAAGCGUAUAUGUAGAUUAUACGGUAUAACUAGAUGGCCACCCAAGAAUAAGGAGAAGAAAAGAAAAUGCUCCCACUCUCGUAAAAUGAAAUCAAUCCUCCCUGCUGAGGAAGAUGUCAAUGCUAGUACAAAAUUCCAGCAAUCUUCUGAUUCUCCUAACAAGGAAGACACAAUUAAUGGAGCUAAAGUUGGAGCACAUGUUACAGAAAUCCGAGAUGGUACAGCUGUGAUUACAAAGGUGAAAUCUGGAGAUAGGCUGCUAAAAUUGCAGCUAACUCUUUCUUCUAUGAUGAAGGAUUUAGAAGAGGAAGUGGCAAAGAGGGUCGAGUCAUCGAUUGAAAGUUUUGAUUUCACGUAUGUAGAUAAAGAGGGUGAUACGAUAUUGAUAAAAUGUGAUGAGGAUUUGACGGAAUGUUUUCUACAUUGUAGAUCUUCAGAAAACGCGACUGUUAAGAUGUUCAUCACCCCAAAGUCUUAAAUUAUGCAAGUCUUUCUUUCUUUCUUUCUUUCUAGUAUAUGUAGUUGGUUAGCCUUUGAAUCCUUUUCUCUCCAAAUGAGGUUGGUAGUUCUUUUGUUGAUGAUAUAUGUCAGUUCACAUACAGAUGAGCACAAACCUUAUUUUACAGCUGGAAGAGGUAUACUUCAGUCCUAGUGGAAGUAUAAUGUCAAAGUAAUCUUCCAAAUUUCUACAGA